Messenger RNA from Oenanthe melanoleuca, 1195 nucleotides. It is a transcript of the gene HEMGN, whose product is annotated as hemogen. NCBI's taxonomy places the organism in Eukaryota, Metazoa, Chordata, Aves, Passeriformes, Muscicapidae. The record is from RefSeq and is a predicted model, not a curated record. The coding region runs from base 145 to 702 and encodes 185 amino acids. The transcript is spliced from 4 exons. Gene Ontology annotation, biological process: regulation of osteoblast differentiation; cell differentiation. Gene Ontology annotation, cellular component: nucleoplasm.
UUACCCUCCCAGUGGUCUGGCCAGAUAAGAGGUUUGGGGCGGGCAGUCUGCAUUUUUUUCAAGCUCUCAUUAUGCCACACCAGUAUCUCCAGAUGCUGUUUCCAGGGAACUAAGCUGCUUUCUAAUGUAAAACUGCAAAGAGCAAUGGAGAGUUUAGGCAAGGACCAUGCUUCUUUGGACUCUUCCCUGACACCCUCUGCAGACUGUGAGGAGUAUGCUGUGCCAGAUGUCAUCAUAACCCGUCGCUUGAGAGACCGGGAACUGCUCAGGAAAAGAAAAGCAGAAGCCCUGGAGAAAGAUUCAGCUCAGUGGGUUCUGAGAGACUAUAAGAAUGAACAGCAAAGGAGAGCCAGAAGAGCCAAAAGAGGACGGAGCCGUCAGACAGUGGUGAAGGAUGUCCUGGAGUCAGAGCCAGCAGUGGAGCCCCAGCCUGACCCACAGGAGAAGGCUGAGCCAGUGCCCUCGGAGCCAGCCCUGCCUGAGCCAGAGUGUCAGCAGCAGCCACCUCUGGUGACCAUCCAGAACAUGGUCGGUGGGAUGCAAGCAGUGGCAGUGGAAGGGGAGCUGGCAGACAGGAGCUUGGACCCUGCUGGUGAAGAGGAUGUGCUGAAGCCAGCAGAAGCAGAUGUACUAGAAGAGUUGAAUACUCCUCUGGAAAAUGACCACCAGGAAAAUGAAUACAUCCCACAUAUUCUGUAUUAACUUUCUGAUUGUUUUGGGGAUAUUUUUUACUUUGACCUUUGCCUCACUAACUAGAUAAGUAUGGCACAGUGAUUUUGAGCAGCUGCUUCCUUGGGAGUCAUAAAGCCCAUCCUCUCCUUGUCACUCUGCUUUCUAUGCUUCUUCCAGGCUAGAGAGGCAGCCCCUAGGGAGUUGCCUGUGGCUUAUGAGUCCCCUGCUCUCUCUGCAAACAGGCUGUUUUACUUGGGCCCAUGGAAGGCUUCACGGUGCUCUGCCACACUACAGUUCAGUCCUACAGUCCAGCAUCCACCUGUGUUCCUGAAAGUAAUUUCUUAUUUGUAUAAAUGUGAGUGGCAUUGCAACACCCACCGUGAUUUUUAGCUGGCUGGAGAAGCCCAGCUUGGGCUUUUUACUGCACCCCAUAAACCCCACCACCCUUUGCACUGUUAUUUUUAGUCUGAAAGUUUUUCUCGUAGCCUGUUUUCCUCUGCAAUAAACAUCUUGCUUUCCUAAA